Monascus purpureus is the source of this 1203-nucleotide messenger RNA. Lineage: Eukaryota; Fungi; Ascomycota; Eurotiomycetes; Eurotiales; Aspergillaceae. The record is from the annotation of a GenBank genome assembly.
AUGGCAACGACUGUCGCUCCCCGCAAGUGCUUUGGGGUAAGCUGCGAGAACAAUGCGGGCUCUUUGCAGUGCCCGACAUGUUUGAAGAUGGGUGUCGACAGUUUCUUCUGCUCUCAGGACUGUUUCAAGCGGAGCUGGAGCGAACACAAGGCCAUCCACAAAGCGAAGAGUAAUUUCCUCACCAGUCUAUUCCCUCCAAAGGUAGUUUCUGAACCAGAUCCAGCUACGGGGCAUUACAACCCUUUCCCCAACUUCCAGUUCGCCGGCUCUCUAAGACCCGUUUAUCCCUUGUCUCCUCGACGGACCGUUCCCGCUUCGAUUCCUCACCCCGACUAUGCCAUUGAUGGCUAUCCUCGGUCAGAAAGGAAAUUUAUGGGGCGGCAAAUUACCAUCCUAAAUAAGAAGGAACAGGAGGGCAUGAGGAAGGUGUGCCGUCUUGCUCGAGAGGUUUUGGAUAUUGCCGCGCGGGAGUUGAAACCAGGCAUUACGACCGACUACAUAGACGAAGUGGUUCAUAAGGCUUGUUUGGAGCGUAAUUCGUAUCCAUCACCUUUGAACUAUGUGCACUUCCCCAAAUCGGUUUGCACAUCCAUCAAUGAGGCUAUCUGCCAUGGUAUUCCCGACCAACGUCCGCUGGAGGAUGGCGAUAUCAUCAACAUUGAUGUGACCCUAUACCAUGGCGGAUUCCAUGGUGAUCUCAACGAGACCUACUAUGUUGGGGAGAAGGCUCGAUCGAAUGCGGAUGCAGUGCGUGUCGUGGAAACGGCUCGUGAGUGUAUAGAUAAAUCGAUAGAGCUGGUGAAGCCGGGAAUGCCGUUUAGGGAUCCCGGUAACAUUAUCGAGAAACUCGCAAAGAGCCGGAACUGCAGUGUCGUGAAGAGUUACUGUGGUCAUGGUAUCAACCAGCUAUUCCACUGCGCUCCUAAUAUCCCUCACUAUGGGAAGAACAAGGCAUCUGGAAUUGCGAAACCUGGGAUGUGCUUUACAAUUGAGCCUAUGAUCAAUCUGGGUACUUACCGGGAUCGGACAUGGCCUGAUGACUGGACUAGCACCACUGCAGAUGGCUCCUUAUCAGCGCAGUUUGAACAUACUCUCCUGGUCACAGAAGAUGGUGUCGAGGUUCUCACAGCGAGAUUACCCGACUCCCCCGGCGGUCCUAUUCCCAUGCCCUCUACGAAUGGGGAAAAGGAAAGUGAGAACUGA